GAUGUUCAUGCAUUUGGAGGUCUGUUACUAUAUCUUCAUUUUGAUGACUCACAUGACAAGGUCCUGCUUCAGCUGGUGAGUUUCAACUAUUUUGGAAUGUUUGUGAUUGCCUCAUCCAUUCAAUGCAGUGGAUGUGAUAGGAAGGUUGUUCAUGAAAUAUUGGUACAUAGACCUAUUGGAAUAGGGAAAUCAUUCAAUGAUUUUGAUGGUGAAAUGUUUUUCUAUUUACUCAUCAAAUUAAAACGUUAUUUUUUUACGUUCGAAAAUGGUUUACCAAACGCCACUGUUUGGUGCAGGAAUGGGAAACAAUUAGGCUUCUUGAUUUUCCUUUAUGAGAAUGUAGGGAUGGAAAAGUAUUGAAUGAUGACAAUUCAAUAUUUUCCUGUAAUUCUUGUAAUGUUUAUUACUCAUUAAUCUACUUUAAUCUCACUCUAUUUUAUUGAGGAUUUUUUGUAUUAGAGUAUGGAUGAAUAACAAUGCAUUUUGGCAGUAUUCAAUCAUACUUUUAACAUAAUUACCGUAGGUCUUUAUUUUAGGUAUUUUGGGUAUAACCUACCCAAGAAAUUCACAUUAACACCAUGGUUAUUUACCAGCAGGCCAGGGUUUUAUUCAUUUGGGAGACAAGGAUUUAGAUGAAUUAUAUGGUUUAGCACCAUGUUAUUAUAUGUUUUAGUACUGCGUUAUUUAAGAUAGAUAAUGACGCUUUAGUACCAUAUUAUUAAAUGCUAUUAAAGAUAACCUAAUGAGAGAUGUUAAGUGAGGGAGCUGUGGAAUUCCUGCCCUUGCUGAAGGACACUUAAUUCCCAGAGUUAAUAAGCUGUCUCCUCUUCCAGGUCAGUGAAUAAUUUCCUGAUGACUGGACCUAAGGUAAGCCAACAUUCUUUUGAUCUUCUGGCCAGAUCCCUUUUUCCCUAUCCUCCUUCCCUCCCAAAAAAGAGAGCAAAAACCACCCCUGUGAGGAUCUCUUACAAAACCUCAGUCUGAAGACAUUAUUGAAGUAUGUUACUCUCUUUCUCCCUCUAUUUUUCUAUCUAUAGAUAGCAUCUCCUCUUCUCCACAAUGAGAGUUUAUGGUUCCAUAUACAUAUACAUUUUCAUCAUUUAUUUGUUGUAACAACAGCAAGAGUAUAACUAAGCAGUGUUAUGCUGGCCUUUUGGGUUCACUCCAUAUACGUAUCUAAAUGCACUUGACCCUAUUGAGGCUAAGAAGCUUUGAAUGUCCAUGGGUUGAGAUAGUAUAGGCGGAGAGUUAUUGGGUUCAGUGUGUAUAGAGGCAGUGGCAGGAGAGGACCUGGACAGGGUUGGGGUCAAUUUCAUUUCUUUUUCAGUCAAUUCAGGAAGUUAACUGAAAUUCCAAUUCCAAUUUUACCCAUGAGAGGCAAUGGAGGCAGUAGAGGCACAAGAGGUUCCAGGAUUGAGUGUGUAUCGCACAGGAGGCUGCUGGUGAAGGGAUGAGAGCUCAUAAUAAUGGCUGGAAUGGCGUGACUGGAAUGGUAUACCGUUCCAUUCAUUUUGUUCCAGCCAUUACUAUGAGCCCUCCUCCCCAAUUAAGGUGCCACCAGCCACCUGUGGUAUAGAGACAAUGGAGGUAGUAGAGGUCCCUCGGUUGAUAGAGCUAGACUAGAGGCAGGAAAGGCAGUAAAGAUCACGCUGUGUUGAGUGGGAAUAAACUAGAGGCAGUAGAGGCAGGAAAGGCAGUGCUGGCAUGUGCUGUGCUGUGGUGGGUGGUCAUCAUUAGCCCACCAGACCCCAGUUAGAAGCAGAGAGGUGGUGGCUCAGUCUCUCAACAGGCCACUUGAGACAUAUCAUUCACACAGUCUCAACAAGGACUAGAGAGCCGGGCGAACAAGCCAAGUGGACAUGGUGAACUUGUAAAGAAUAGGGCUUGGGAUUCUAAACUCACUCAGGGGUUGUGAAUCAUGUUCAAAAAGUUGAAUUAAUAUUGUAUUAAGACUUUUUCCCUGGUCCAUUUCUGUUGCUAACCGAAGCUAAUGUCUAUUAGUAUUGUUGCAACAAAAAAUCCAUUAAUACACUAGGAAUUUUGGGGUUAUGGAACUAAAUGUCCCUAGAAUUUGUUGCUUUUCAUGAUUGAUCCCAUUCAGUUUUUAGUGUAUUGUACCAUUACAUAUGACAUGAUGAUAUACUCCUCUGUGUUCCUCCAGGCUUACCUGAUUUACUCCAGCAGCGUAGCGGCCGGGGCGCAGAGCGGCAUCGAGGAGUGCAAGUACCAGUUUGCCUGGGAUCGAUGGAAUUGCCCUGAGAGAGCCCUGCAACUGUCUACACACAGAAGCCUCCGCAGCGGUAAGAGCCAAUGAUCCAGGCUCCAUUGGAAUUCUGAAUUCCAUUUUGGAAUUCCAAUUAGAAAAUUUAGAAAAUUUGGAGAAUUUGGGAAUUCUAAUUCAGAAUUUGGGAAUUUCUGUUGUGCUGCCCAAAUGACACCCUAUAUUGCUGCCUAAAUGACAAUAUUCUCCAUAUAGUGCACUAUUUUGGCCAGAGCUAAAUAUGAUACCUAAUUCUCCAUAUAGUGUACUAUUGUUGACCAGACCAAAUGUAGGGCACUAUAUGGUCAAAUGUAGUGCACUAUAUGCUGUCUAAGGCAUCAUUUGAUCUGCCCUUUAAUAACAGACCGGCUUUAAGUCACAGAUAGGCCCAUCCAGAUCAAGGAGGAAGGACUCUUUCUAGAAAGUGAGAUGGUGUUUGUUUGUUUGUUUAGUCAGGAGAUUCAUCAGUCAAAAGGAUCGUUACAGCAACCCCACGGCCGCCACCCAAAACAACAGCAACCCCACGGUCACACUGGCCAAAACAAACACUACUAAUCCAAUUCACAACAUCCUACUGAGCCUCCCAUCGACGGGACCCUGUUCAGGGGCCUUGUGAAAACAUGGCACCCCAAUGGCAAUUAGAGGCAAUGUGUUAAUUACCAGGAGAGAUAGGAGAUAAAGGAUACUGUGGAGUGAGAGGCGUUGAAAUAGAAACCCCACUCUAAAGAAAGGGUUAGGGUCACAGGCUAGAGGAGAGGAAUGACGUAUUCAGAAGAAGGCAUUCCUGAGAACAGAAGGCAUUCCUGAGUGCAUUUUAAAAUGUCUCUCUCACACACAGCGAACAGAGAGACAGCGGUUGUCCUUGCCAUCAGUUCAGUAAUCAUUGCUACUAUAAUAUAAUAAUAUAUCAUAUAUUUUUUCCACAGCGAACAGGGAGACAGCAUUUGUCCAUGCCAUCAGUUCAGCAGGAGUCAUGUACACUCUGACGAGGAACUGCAGUCUGGGGGACUUUGACAACUGCGGCUGUGAUGACACCAGGAAUGGACAACGGGGUAAGAGAAGAUAAAUAAAUCCACACACAGAUCAUUACAAGACACGCAUAGAUGAAACAGCUGAUGCACAUACUGUGUUAUAGUCAUGUGAUGUGAUUCGGUUGUAGGCAAAACAACAUUUUAAGUAUUUUUCAAGUACCUUAGAAAUAAUUCCCUUCCACGUUUUUCCGUCACAAAUGGUGAGCCACCCUCUCAUACAGGCAAACUCCUGCUUGUGACCCCAGGGGGUGCUGGCUGUGGGGGAGGGGGGUGGGGGGGGGUUGGGGGGGGGGCUGCAGUGAACUGAUGAUUGUGGUUGUGUUUACAGGGGGUACAGGCUGGCAGUGGGGGGGCUGCAGUGACAACGUGGGGUUCGGUGAGGCCAUCUCCAAGCAGUUUGUUGAUGCGCUGGAGACGGGUCAGGACGCUCGGGCCGCCAUGAACCUCCACAACAACGAGGCUGGACGCAAGGUACAGUAUUUACUUUACUUUGUACUUUUACUCUUACCAUUAUUUACUAUAUCAUCUAUGUUCCCUGACUGGGACACAUACAGUAAGGCAUCCAUAAAAACAGUACCCAUAAGUCCCCUAAAACAUUUGUGAAUAAGGACACACAAGGAAAUACUGUACUCCUCAGCUUUCCAGCUUGAUAGCUGCUGUGUGGCAACCAUUCGGGUGCAAAUCGGCAGGCGAGUGCUAGGCAACACAUUGGUGCUGCAAGGGGUGAGCCAUCCCUCAGCACCAUACAAUUGAAAAAACUUAGAUGAUAUAGUGAAAUAUUAUCAUAAUUCCAGAUAGAUAUAGAGCUUGGUUUUCGGGGUGUUCUGAACUCCAGAUCAUGUUGAGAUUAAAUCAGUGAGAUUGCCAUAGGGGGGAGCUCUUGUAGUUCAAGCUGGAGGGCCAGAUGGCCUGUUUGAUAUUUGCGUUUCCCACUCGGCCCCCCAACCGACCGACUGCUCAAUGUAAAGUACCUUUUGAAUCAUGUUUUUAUUUCUCAACCCUCCCAGUGAGAAUUACAGCUUACAGCAAGCGUACCACCCAAGCGUCCCCUUUCACGUCCCCAUAAGUGAGGUGCCACUCGUCCUCCAAUAACCACAGUGUGUUCGCUGUACCAGAAGGGCCUAUUUACCAGUUACUGAAUGUCCUUUAUUAUGACAAGACUUGAGUUGCAAGAUCUCAGGAUCACUGGUGCUACUUCUUAAUUAGAGUAUCCCAUGGUUCCACACACUGCAGACGGGGGCCAGUAUUAUGCCUGCCUGCUCUCUUUAAAUACGUUUUUAGUUUUAUUCUUGCAAUAAGCAUCCAACAUUUAUUCUGUUGGUCUUUGUGUGGCCCCUGAGGAGCCAUAGUCAGGGACCACAGGCGAGAGAAUGGAGUGGUCUUUGUUUACCCCGCCUAGGAGCCCUCCUGUUGGGCCCUCGCUGCCCCUCCGAACCCCAUGGCACCUGGAGCAUCAUUGUAACAAAAAAAAUACCAGAGAAAAAAAGAAAAACUCACCCCUUUUUAAUUUUGCCACUCAAUAGACUCCCCAUAGACUCUUCAUUGGUUCUUCUCAUGGCAGAAAACAUGUUGACAAUGGCCUUGCUAAAUAAAUACUCCUCUCACUCCAGGAGGGACACAGUCAGUGUCUCGAUGUGAAACUUUGAUUUGGCCCUCACCUCGCGAGAAAGCGCUUCCCCUCCCCAUAAAGAAACGUUCCUUUUCAACCGACAUCUGUUGACAUAUGUGUCGGGGUGAAGUCAGGAAAUAUUGAGGGGGACCACAAAAGCUGACAAAAACUUGAGCAUGAACCUUGAACCUAUCCUUUCUCCCCUCAGUGAAUUCAUCCUCUUUUUGUCAAGUGGGAAGGCUUGAGCGUACAAUGGGUUAAUUUGACAACACAUCAAUCAAGAGCCAAUGGUCUUCACAUUACACAACUGAUUCUUUUAAACAAAACCAUGCUCAGCCACACACACAUACACAACUGAUUUCCUGAGACCAAAUCAAUGAACUUCUCAUCUGCAUGUUGCUGCUUUAAAGCGCAACUGAAGGCAAUAAACAACUUCUCUGAUAGAAAACUAUAUUAGUCAGAAGCAAAGUUUUGUAAGUGAGUUCGUCAUGAUUUACUUGAGGGUUGGGUUUUGAUUUCACAAUGCUUACUUGCCCACUAACAAGGGAUACACAGCUACAGUGAUUGUGCUCUGUCCAAUCCUACCGCAGAACACAGAGACAGUGAGACAGACAUGCCUAUCAGCGCAGUGGAUCUGACUUUGUUCACGUAAGACAACAGGUCGCACAUUUUUUUAACUUGAGAAAUAUAGCACCAAAUACCUUAGCUAGAUGUACAAUUUUGCGAGUUAUCUUAGAUUCAUUCUGACUAUUUUGAGAAAGUAAUACUGGCUUUUGUUCCUAUGGUGUCUCAUGGGCGACAAACCCAUCAGUAACUGGCACAUCGAACCACACCCCCAAGACUGAAAUAUUGUUUCUUACAGUAAUGAGCAACAGAGAAACAUGCUGAAUCAGUGCGUUCAGUUGCGCUUUAAAAAUAACUCUCCUUAAUGAUGUAUUUUUCUACACUCCUGUUUCAGCUGGUAUUUGCCUGGUGCUUACAUAAUAAUUAUAUGGCAUCAAUAGGUUAUUUCUGGAGUUUACAGAGUAUUUACUUUAUGCAAUGUUCAGGUUAUUAUAAUUACAAUUUUCCAGGUGAAUCAGACUGUAGAAUAAAGCUUAACCAAAGUCUCCCUCCCUCCACUCCUCCCCUCUCCUCUCCCUCCCAGGCAGUGAAAGGAACCAUGCAGAAGACUUGUAAGUGCCAUGGCGUCUCUGGGUCCUGCACCACACAGACCUGCUGGUUACAGCUACCAGAGUUCCGGGAGGUGGGAAACUACUUGAAGGAGAAGUACCACCGAGCCCUGAAGGUAUAUAUUGUUUAUUGUUUAUAUUAAACAAUAUUGUUUAUAGGCACUUUAAAGGCACUUCACAUAAAGUUUAUUCAUUUAUUCAUUCAAGGUGGACCUGCUCCGGGGAGCCGGGAACAGUGCAGCCAGUCGAGGGGCCAUCGCAGAGACUUUCAGCUCCUUCUCUCGUAAAGAACUGGUCCACCUAGAGGACUCCCCAGAUUACUGCUUGGAGAACCGUACCCUGGGUCUGCCCGGCACGGAGGGCAGAGAAUGCCUGAAGAAGGGCAAGAACCUAAACAAGUGGGAGAAGCGGAGCUGCAAGAGGCUGUGUGGGGAGUGCGGUUUAGCCGUGGAGGAGAGGAAGGCGGAGUUGGUGUCGAGUUGCAAUUGUAAGUUCCACUGGUGCUGUGCAGUGAAGUGCGAGCAGUGCCGCAAGACGGUGACCAAGUACUUCUGUGUGAAGAAGGGAGGGCAGAGGGGGAAGAACGAGAGCGCUGGGAGCCGUAAGAAGAACCUGAGGCUGAGGAAGAAGCAC
This is a messenger RNA of Coregonus sp. 'balchen', 6705 nucleotides long. NCBI's taxonomy places the organism in Eukaryota, Metazoa, Chordata, Actinopteri, Salmoniformes, Salmonidae. The record is from the annotation of a GenBank genome assembly.